This is a messenger RNA of Lutzomyia longipalpis, 2764 nucleotides long. RefSeq names its product transport and Golgi organization protein 6 (gene Tango6). The coding region runs from base 54 to 2723 and encodes 889 amino acids. Gene Ontology annotation, biological process: protein secretion. Lineage: Eukaryota; Metazoa; Arthropoda; Insecta; Diptera; Psychodidae. The transcript has 2 exons. The record is from RefSeq and is a predicted model, not a curated record.
GUUUGGCAAACGUCAAAAUCACGUGUUAUUUGUUUAUACUCCAGCAGUGAAAAAUGUCUCUGAAUUAUUUGCAAAUUUUGGGUGAAUAUUCCGCAUUAUCCCUCAAAACUGACAAACCACAAGGAGAAAAUCUCAUUGAGGAAAAAGUGAAUCUCCUUGAAAAAUUCCUCGAUAAGAAUUUUGCAGAAAAUGUUACGAAAAAGCAAAAAUUGUCCCUCUAUCUAUGCGAUGUGCUCAAAAACAUAAAAGAGUCGUACAGAAAGGAAAGAUUGAUGUUCUCCAAGGAGCAGAAUGAUUGGAUUUACCUCGCUUUGGUGGAGAUUGUUCUCAAUGGGCUAGCUGAGAGCCUUCCGGAAGCCGUAAGUCCUCGCAAUUUACUUCAGAACCAAAAAGGAAAUGCCCCCGUAACACCUCAAGUUUGCACCCAAUCUCCAAUAAAUUUUAUCAAAGAAUGCUCCUCGGUGAUUGAGGAAGUGCUCAGACUUGAAGAUUUUGCAACAGAUCAGAGCCUAGAUGUUGUCUAUCUCCAUCAAAUUGCUGCCCUUGUAUACCUCAAAGCCAUUCCCGGUGCGAAUAUCCCAGAAAUAAACUUACUCACAUCCCCGGAAGGCGUCCUGAAGCAGGAGAAAUUGAUAAAAUACCUGCUUUUGAUGAAAUCCUUCCCGCAGCUUCCAAAAGACAUUUCUCUCAUCUUACACGGAGAACUCAUGCGACAGCUUCGUCUUCCGGGUGGUUUUCGCUCAUUGGCUGUCAAUUUAGUCCUCUCAGGUGAUGCAAACACACCUCAGUGGAAGAAAUGUGAAACCCUGGCAAGGAUUAUCGCUUCCCCGGGGCAUGGAUCUGCAUUCUAUUUGAGUAUUGUCGAUGAAAUUGCCUCCACUGCAAGGGAAGGUCUGGAAAGGGGCGAAGAUCACCUCGUUGAAGCUUCUAUAGCAUCCCUCAAUGCUCUCCAUGGGGUCAAAGUGAAUGGUUUGAGGGUGAAAGUUGAGAAUGUCUUUGUGGGAGCUUUCCGGAAGCUAGCGGAACCCGAAGAAACCCUCACAGGAGUCAUUCUGCUGGACAAUAAAGCCCUCAUGAGUAUUUUGAGGCUCAAUUCGCGUGCUUUCAGGGGCUCUGUGAGUGGAGCUAAAAGUAAAAUCCUCCUUGGGAUCCUCCCGGUGCUUUUUGACCUCUCUGGGAAAUUCCCAAAAGCCUGUGAAGCUCAAGAAAUUCUCCAGGAUCUCUUUGUAAAGUGUCUGAGCAAUAGAAAUGAGGAAGAAUUGGAAAAACUCACGGAGAUUUUCUUAUUUGAUGAGAAUCAUCCCAAUCUCUUGAGGCUGCACCGCAGGAUAGUGGUCAGGGAGGGGAGAAAAGAUGAAUUUUCUGUCCAAAUGGGUCCUGAGGAGGACACAAAAUUUGAUUCAGCUGGGAAUUUAGUGAGAAUCCUCAAGAAAUCCAAUCAUAAUCUCCUCACGUACGGGAUAUUCAAGAAAAUCCUCAAACUCUUCGGGGAAGUUGUGCAGGAGAAGCAGAAGAAGCUGAAAUUGGAACUUGUAGAGGCUGAGGAUGCACAGCAAAUUAUUGAAGAGACAUUCAAGAGGAAAACAAUCCUAAUUCUUGCCCUUAGUGAGCUGAUUAGCUUCCAGGAGAUUCAUUUUCUCCUCCGAGAGAAUCCACAGGAUAUUGUUCCUUUUAUCCUGGAAGCUCUCCGGAGGGAAGCCGACAAGGAGACAAAUGAGGAGAUUGAUACAGAAGCUGUGGUUAUUUUAAUGUCAAUCUUCCGGGAAUUUGUUGUUUCUGCUCAAGCUGAAAGCUUCCGGAAGGAGCUUUGGGCCCUACUGAAUGUGAUUCGGAAGAGAACUUCUGGGGAUCUUGGGCAGUAUAUUGAUCUCUUCAGCAGGGAAAUUAAUGAGGAAUCCCGGAGUUUUGCGGUGAAGUCUAAAUUUCAGGAAGUUCGACUUUUGUGUGAUGAAAACAUGCCCCAUAUCCGGGUUUAUGGGAUGACGGAAAUGAUUAAAUUGAUUGAGAUGAAAGACGUUGAAACUCUAGCCAAUCUCCACUCAACCUUUCACAUUGCCCUGCAGUAUCUCACUGAUGAGGAUUCCUACUCCUUCCUCACAUGCAUUCGGCUUCUUGUACUCCUAACAAUGCACCUGGAUGAGGGAGCUGUGGACACACUCAUCCACGAGUAUGAGAAUGCAGAGAAGGAGAUUGAUUUCCGUCUCAAAGUUGGUGAAGCCAUCGUGAAGAUCACAGAAGGUCUCGGCCCAGUUGCCGUUAAAUUCAAAGAAAUCCUCAUAAAUUGCUUCCUGAGAGGUGCCAGGAAUCCCCAUGAGGACUUCCGGACGUCAGCUUUGUACAAUCUCGGUGGCAUUUGUCGCAUUCUCACCUACCAGGUGCAUCAUUUCUUCCACGAAAUGAUCACAACAAUCACAGGGAUCCUCCAAACAGACACCUACGCCCCUUGCCGAAGAGCAGCCAUUCUCAUCCUCACCCAACUCCUGCAGGGAAUUGAGAAUCUAGUAGACUCCCAGGAAUUCCUCCUCCCAACUUAUCGACUCCUCAAGCACAUCCGGGAAACAGAGAAGGACGAUCAGUGCAGAGUUCAUGCGGAGAAUGGUCUCAAAGUCAUCAAUGAGAAAGUCAAGAAGAGUCUCAAUCCGGAGGAACCACUGCAGAAGGAAAUCAAGAUCUUCGGGGUGAAAGAUGAGGGAAAAUCAAAAGCUUCAAUAUUCGAAAUUUAAUGUACUUUUUGGAAUAAAAAUUAAUUCCUUUUAAUUAAAAA